AUGUCUCAACAGCACUGUUGUUUUCCUCCGAUCAUAAGUGGAGGAAGUGUAGAAAUCGUUAAGAUGGAAAUAACUACAGAAAAGUUUCUAUAUAAGGAACCUUUUCGUUUCCCGAUGGAAAUGAAUGGCCAACGCGCAUGCAUUCACAACGACCAUCGUCAAUCCAGCAAACAAGUCAAGCAUCGGCACAGAAAUGUCCUCCCUGGAGGGCAUUCACUAUGCAUGAAUCCAAACGCACGCCUAUCUCUGAAUACAGCAACUGGUCACAAAGAAAGAAGUCCACACAACAAGAAAUACUCAGCGUUUUAUUUUAAUGUCCGUGAUUUAAGAUCUACAAUUGUAUUGUUGUUGAAUUUUAUUUUAUCGGGUGUUUUUGGCGUAGGUCAAAAGCGCCUUUUAAUUUGUUACAAAUUUUUAUUUCAAUGUUUUAAAUCAAAAAAAUAUGGUAGUGAAGUGUGCGCAUUAUGUGAUUGUCAAAUAAAGAAGACGGCUUUACUCACUUGUUUCAAAUAA
Molecule: messenger RNA, 513 nt
Organism: Echinococcus granulosus
Lineage: Eukaryota; Metazoa; Platyhelminthes; Cestoda; Cyclophyllidea; Taeniidae
Exons: 4
Coding region: 1-513 (170 amino acids)
Source: RefSeq, a predicted model, not a curated record